AUCUGUGAUGCAAUUCUUCUACCAAUCCAACAACAAUGUCUGUGAUCCAAAUAACAAAACAGAUAGUGGCCUCACUUUCCAUCAAAACAAUAACAACAUGGUUUCUCUCCAAAGGAAGCGUUCCAGAGACUUAUUCAUAUCCGAAUUAUUCACAGAACAACAACACAAGAAACAACAACAACAACAACCACCACCCUUCAUCAACCAAGAUAUUCUCUUCCAAUUUCAGAACCAAACUCAAUCCGAAAUCGACCGUGUACUCGCCCAUCAUACAGAGAAGGUGAGAAUGGAAAUGGAAGAACAGAAGAUUCGGCAAUCUCGGCUUGUCCUAAGCUUGUUACAAGAAACAAUGGCGAAGAAGCUGAAGGAAAAAGACGAAGAGAUUCAGAGAAUGGAGAAACUGAACAUGGCGCUUCAAGAGAGAGUUAAGAGCCUCUGCGUAGAGAACCAAGUAUGGAAGGAACUCGCUCACACAAACGAGACAACAGCCAAUUAUCUCCGAACAAAUCUCGAACAGAUCCUCGCACAUGUCGGCACCGGCGCCGGCGCCGACGACCACCGUCACGGCGGUGCCGACGACGACGACGCAGAGUCAUGCUGUGGGAGCAAUGAUGAUAUUCUUAACAAGAAUGAAAAAAAGUGUGGUUCGGCGGAGGAGGAGACGGCGGCGACAGCGGCGGUUGGCGGCGGCGGAGGAGGAGAAGGGGUUAGUAGGAUGUGUAAGAGUUGUGGGGUUAGAGAAUCAAUAGUGCUGUUACUGCCAUGUAGGCAUUUGUGUCUUUGCACAAUGUGUGGGUCCAGUGUUCGGAAUUGCCCUGUUUGUGACUCUGGCAUGGAUGCUAGUGUUCAUGUUAAUCUCUCUUAGAUUUUCUUAAUCUUGUUUUUAUUACAUUCAAAUUAGAAUUAGAUAGU
This is a messenger RNA of Arachis ipaensis, 912 nucleotides long. Its product is annotated as E3 ubiquitin-protein ligase BOI. The record is from RefSeq and is a predicted model, not a curated record. Lineage: Eukaryota; Viridiplantae; Streptophyta; Magnoliopsida; Fabales; Fabaceae. Gene Ontology annotation, biological process: regulation of programmed cell death. Gene Ontology annotation, molecular function: ubiquitin-protein transferase activity.